Molecule: messenger RNA, 4125 nt
Organism: Boleophthalmus pectinirostris (great blue-spotted mudskipper)
Lineage: Eukaryota; Metazoa; Chordata; Actinopteri; Gobiiformes; Gobiidae
Gene: unc13d
Product: unc-13 homolog D (C. elegans)
Exons: 35
Coding region: 83-3706 (1207 amino acids)
Source: RefSeq, a predicted model, not a curated record
UGCAGUUUUGGGGUUCUGCUCAGUACCCAUAUGUGACUUUAGCGCUGUACUUUAACCACCGCGUUCCAAAAAGAAAGUGAGCAUGGGCUCGCUUCCGGCUCCAUCGACUCUGCCGGCUCUAGUUAACUUUGUAUUGAAAAAUCAUCGCCCCUCUCUCCGUAACUGCUGCUGUCAUUCUCCUCAUUUUGGUUUUAAAACUGAAGCCAGAAUGGGUGAUGGGACGUACAGAUGCACCGAGAAUAGUUCGAAGUUGCUGUUGCUGGAGGUGGCACCUUGUACAGGAAAUGAGCACUUCCGGCUUGUACUGCUGCUGUCACACUCAAACACUGCACUCUGCUUCCCUGUGUACUGCACACUGGAAGCUCUCAUGGCAGCAUCGCCAAACCCGGGACGCACCAGACUCCAAGCCCCACAACAGGGCCCUAAUGCUGGACGACAUAGACAGUCUUCCCCCGGUCAUGUACGCAAAUUAGGUUUGACCAGGAAGCGGGACAGAAGAGACAUCAAAGAAGAUGAGAACCCAGAGGAGAAAGCCCGGAGGCACAAAGAGUUUGAGCUGAAGCCCCUGUACAAAGAGCUCCUGUACACCAUAGCUCACCAACUGGGGAAGGCGUCCAGUCCUGAGGUGUACUCCCAGGCUCAGCUGCAGCAAUAUAUCCAGGAGGCUUUCACUAUGACAGAUGCUGAGCACAGCAGCCUCCUGCAGAAGGUUCAGGACACUGAGUCUCCAGUUUACUGCCUGAUGGCUACUAUUAAAGAAGCCAAAGGAAUUCUGGGUAAAGAUGUCAGUGGUUUCAGUGACCCGUACUGUCUGCUGACCGUCAUGGUGGACGAGGAGCAGAGACGCAGUACUCAGGCCAAGUCCAAACCCUGCAAAUCUGUGGUGAAGAAUGCAAAUCUGGACGGUAUCUACCAGACUGACAUCAAGAAGCAAACCCUCAACCCCAUCUGGAACCAGACCUUCAUCAUGGAAUUUGCUGACAUGGCCGGUGCAAAUUUCCACCUAGAAAUGUGGGAUAAGGACGAAGAGGUGUCACUCAGUCAAAAAUUGGAAGAGAUUAAAACCCUUGACAGCUUAAGAAGGAUGAUCAAGGAUGCCAAAAAGGAGAAAGGAACUGAUGACUUUUUGGGAAGAAUUAGUCUGAAGCUACAGGAUCUCCAUUGUACAGAAGACUGCUGGUACAACUUGGAGCCCAGAACUGAGACAUACCCUGAUCGUGGACAGUGCCACCUCAAUCUGAAGUUCAUCCACAAAUCAAGAGACGGGACUCUGAGUGCCGGGCGCAGCGCUUACAUUAACUAUUGUGGGAUACUGCAGCAGUUUGUCCAGGCCUACAUCUCCAAGCAGCAGAGUUCUGCUCCGUGGAAAGGAGAGCUGUGCGGAGAGGCCCAGGUUCUUCUGGAGCAGUAUGCCACGCAGAAUGACCUGUCACCUUUUCUGCAAGAUUUGGCGAAGUGGGUGGCCUACAGUAAACUGUACCAGAGUUUAGAGGUGGACUCCUCUGUUCUAUUGCAGCAGCUCACCAGCAUCGAGUACCACUGGCACCAGCAGGAGCUGCCCUACCAACAGAAACAGGAGCUGGGGGACUCCCUCCAUGGCUUCCUCCAGUACGGCCUGUGUCUGGUGUCCAAGUACAGAGACAUCUUUCACCCUACACCCAGCUCCACCCCCAAACUGCACACACUGCUCAGAAUCUUGGUGCAAAUCUGUAAGACUCAGGCAUUCCAGAAGCUAAACCCGGCACAGUUUGAGCUACAAGAGGAAGUGAUUGAUGCUGUUCAGAGUGGAACAGAGGACUGGUUCUUGGUUAAAAAGGGUCUACACCAGCCAAUGACCAAGGAACUGUCCGAGAUCGUGAGCGCCCUCUCCAGGCUGAUCAAUGAGGUGCAGGAGGACAUAAAGCACAACAAAGAUGUGUACAAUCGAGUUUUUGCCAGUGCUGUACAAGUGGACGUGUUCACUGUGGUUUACCGGAAGUUUGAUUCACUGUUGGCCAAGGAGGUGAGAGAGACCAUGUCUGUGAUGGAAGGUCAGAUGGAGCAGCCUCUAGCCAAGAACCUGUUCCCAGUGUACCUGAGCCUGCAGAAGAUCCACAAAGACAAGGCCUUCCUACAGAAAAGGGGUGUUCUGGAGCUGACAAACUUCCAUGAGGAGUUCAGGGAGGCUCUGCCCUACUGGCUGCACCAGGCCUUCAGCACCACACAGGACAGAGUGGAGAGGGCCGUGCAGGUCGACCAGCUGCAGCCCCUCCAGUCUGGAGCGGUGCCCAUCAAACACAGCUCGUCUGCAGUGGACCUGGUGUCCUGUGUCCAGCCCAUCUGUCAGCUGUGGGAGCAGCUGAGCUGGCCUGACCCAGAGGAGGCCUUCAUGCUCAUGGUCAAACUCACUGAGGAUGUGUGUAAGAUUGUGGUCAACUACUGCAAGAUCCUGAAGGAACGCGUGAGAGUGCUGACAGAAAACUCUGAGUAUGGCAGUGCUAUCAACAUGCUGUGUGUGGUGGUGAACGACCUGGAGUACCUGCGCUCGGUCCUGACGCGCCUGCCCUCUCAGCUCAACUGGGUGGGGCUAAAGGAGCGCACUCAGCACGUGAUCGGAGAGAGACAGUUCCAUAACACUCUGCACUCACAGCUCCAGCAGGCACAGGACAUCCUGAACAAAGAGAUCCGCUCUGCUCUGCACACGCUGGGCAAGAGGUUGAACACAGACAUUGAGACCCAUGUCCGGAGCAUGAGCACAAGGAAAAGGUUCCCCUCCAAGUCCACAGAGGAUGUGGCUGCUCCACUGAUGCGCUACCUGGAGAAAGAACUGCAGUAUAUGAAUGAAAACCUGGUCCAAGAAAACUUUAACAGUCUUCUAACCCCACUGUGGAACAACUCUGUGACGAUCUUGUACCAAGUGGCCACUCAGACGCAGCACCAGGAGGGUCUGAUGGUGUACUGCCAGAGGCUCUCCUACACACUGCAGUGUCUGGAGCAGUGCUUUCACGCCGAGGGAAAUGGGCUCCCACUCAGCACCUUACAUUCUGUCGAGUACAAAAUGCUCAAAGCUCACCUAACACACAACUCUCUGAGCAGCUUCCAGCUCAUAGAGAAAUUCUUUGACAAGAAGCUAACAGAUCAGAAUGUUUUCCGUGGAGAGAAGUACGGAGCUGUCACGCUCCGCGUGUCCUACAACAGAUCAGAACAGAAGCUUAGAGUGGAGGUGUUGAAUGCUGUCAAUCUGUUACCCAUGGACUCCAAUGGUUUCAGCGACCCAUAUGUUCAGCUGUGCCUGGAGCCCAACCAUAUUUUCCCUGAAGUUGAACCUCGCUGUACACAGAUCAAGAGCUGUGACCUUAACCCUUUGUUUGAAGAAGUGUUUGACUUUAUGAUUUCUCUGGAGCAGUGCAGAUCUCCAGGAGCAUGUUUGGUGGUGACGGUUCUGGACCAUGACACUUUAAGGACAGAUGACUUUGAAGGAGAGGCGUUCCUGGGUCUUAAGAAUAUCCCAAACGUGCCCAGGGCAAAAGAGGACAACGAGGAUAGUGAAAAUUUUCAACCAGAUGCCGAGCCUGCGCAGAUACGACUGUCGCUGAUGCACCCUAAACCUAAUGAGGACAACAUUCUGAAGCUGCUGGAGACCAGGAAAGGAGAACGUGAGGCCCAGAUGUUUGUGAAGAAGCGCCGUUUAAGAGAGAAACAGUCCCAAGAAAAUAACCAACCCUGAUAGAAAACCAACACGUGUUCCUCCAAAAAUAUACCAUUUAUUUGACUGGUCUGUACCAAAAACAAAGGAACUCCACUCAGAGGCAAACACUGGUGAUGAUGAAGUGUGGUGGACAGUUUGAAGUUACAUCACAGUGAUCAUGAAACACUUUGACAUCUGCCGCUGUGUCCUGACUGAUGCUUCUCUAUUCAGUGCAACAGAUAAGUAUGACAGCACGGGACUAUGGAGAGUUAUAUAUAUAUAAUAUAUAUUAGCCUACUUUUGACACAAAGUGAAAUGUCAAAGAUUACUACAAAUGUCAAGAUUUGGCAGAUUAAACUGUCACAUAUUCAUUGAAAACAAGAGCCAGAAAAACAAAGUGUAUUUUAAAUGUAUAUGAAAAUUGUAAAGUAAAAAAGGUAAUUUCAAAGACUACACAA